GUUGUGGGGAGGGCAUACGUAAGUCAAUCCGAAGGUGGUUAACGCCGUCGCAGAUUGGUGAUAGACAUCAACGUGGAAGGUCUGUCGUUAGACUCUCUGCCUCGCAAGUAACAACUCUAUAUUUCAAAAAUGACGACAUACACGGACAAGGGACCCAAGCCCGAUGUUGGCCGCUUCCUCUGCUUCGACUACCUUACCUUCUGGGUGGGCAACGCCAAACAGGCUGCCAGUUACUAUUCAUCGCGAAUGGGCUUUGAGCCUUAUGCUUACAAAGGUCUGGAGACAGGAUCCCGCGAUGUCUGCUACCACGCAGUGAAGCAAAACAAGAUCAUCUUCGUGUUCGCCUCCGCCCUGAACCCAGGCAACGCCGAGAUGGGGCAGCAUCUGGUCACCCACGGCGAUGGAGUGAAGGACAUUGCCUUCAGCGUCGAGGAUUUAGAUGGCAUUAUGAAAAUGGCGAAGCAAAGGGGAGCCAAGAUUGUUAAAGACAUCUGGGAAGAAAAAGACGAAUUUGGAAAAGUCCGCUUCGCCGUGGUUCAGACGUAUGGUGACACAACUCACACUUUCGUCGAGAGAGGAAACUACAAGGGACUUUUCUUACCAGGCUUCAAGAAACCUUUGUUCCCACAGGACAAGUUGUUGGAGAAACUCCCCAAGCCCAAUCUUCAGUUCGUCGACCACAUUGUUGGAAACCAACCCGACCUUCAGAUGGAAAACGCAGCCUCUUGGUACGAGAAACAUUUAAUGUUCCACAGGUUUUGGUCCAUUGAUGAUUCUCAGGUCCACACUAAGUACUCUGCUCUACGCUCCAUUGUUAUGACCAAUUACGAAGAAACAAUCAAGAUGCCCAUCAACGAACCUGCCACAGGUCUGAGGAAAAGCCAAAUUCAAGAGUAUGUCGAUUACUAUGGCGGAGCUGGCGUUCAACACAUUGCUUUGAAUACCCAGGACAUCAUCGCAUCUAUCCGAGUGCUGCGCGAGAGAGGAAUGGAGUUCUUGAGGGUCCCCGACACGUACUACACGGCAUUACGAGAAAAGAAAAGUUAAAAACUUCCCCGGUGAAGAUCGUUGAGGAUAUGGAUAUCCUGCAGCAGCUCAGCAUUCUUGUAGAUUACGAUGACAAUGGAUACCUGCUCCAGAUCUUCACCAAGAACAUGCAGGACCGCCCGACCGGUCUUCCUGGAAGUCAUCCAAAGACACAACCACUCCGGUUUCGGAGCUGGCAACUUCAAAGCUCUGUUUGAGGCAAUCGAGCUGGACCAGGCAGAGAGAGGGAAUCUGUAAAAGCAACCAACCACAGAAAGAUCUCGAAAGAUCUCGACUUCAAAUUCGCCUAUUUCGAUCCAGUUGUUAUGCUUUUUUAAAAAUCUCGAAUCGACAAAGAAGAGAAAAUGUGAAAUUCAGCAAUGUUUUGAGCGUUUGCAUUUGUAUAUGCUUUGGAUUAUCUGCCGGAAAUUUGCACGAGGAAUUCGUCAAUUUUGAUACAGGUGCUCUUUGUUGAUUAUGCUGCAGAUUUCACAUAGACAACACAUAUUAUCCUAUUAAAAUUUGGUGCAGCACGAGGGUCCAAAAGUUUAAGUUUAGAGUAGUUGGAUAUUAUGAAAAAAAUACGUCACCACUUGUUAACAGCAAUCAAAACCAUACGGAGAUGUAUCAGUGUUUUCAGAAUCUUGCAACUUUUAGCGGUAUAACGAACCAAAGUUGCAAAGGACGCUUAUUUUGUUCGUAAUUUCCUAACUUCGUAAAAAUAGAUUUUUUCUUUUUUGUCAGAGGUACUGGUAAAAGGAUAUCAAAGUAUUUAGUUUAAUUUCCGAUUUUUUUCUGGCAAUAAAUGAAAAUUUAACCGUGGGAUAUAAUGUGUGAUUGUCUCAUUAGUUAAGAGAUGAAUAAUUCAAUCGAUACUUUCAUAUGUUAGAAAAAGUGGAUUGUUCACAGUUUUCUUUAUCGUGUCUCUUUGUUAUUAAGAUAUUAGCUAUUAUACUUAGUAAAUUUCAAAGUAUUUCUGCAUGCUAGUUCCUUUUGAAUGUUACUGUCAAAUGAUGGAAUCUAAGGGUGCUAAAGAUCUGUAGUAAAUCUAAUAUAAUAAACAGUAGUAUAUUUA
Molecule: messenger RNA, 2101 nt
Organism: Macrobrachium nipponense
Lineage: Eukaryota; Metazoa; Arthropoda; Malacostraca; Decapoda; Palaemonidae
Product: 4-hydroxyphenylpyruvate dioxygenase-like
Exons: 11
Coding region: 130-1047 (305 amino acids)
Biological process (GO): L-tyrosine catabolic process
Cellular component (GO): Golgi membrane; endoplasmic reticulum membrane
Molecular function (GO): 4-hydroxyphenylpyruvate dioxygenase activity
Source: RefSeq, a predicted model, not a curated record